CUUUUCUAACAUUUUUUCUAUUGAAUUGUUAUUUGAAUACGCUUUAAAAAAUGUGGGCAUACGUCGUUUAUUUAUAUAAACAAAUUUAGUUAUAUUUGCUAAAUAGAAUAUUAAAUAUAAUUUUCAAAACUUAUUAAAGUUAACGAAUUCUUUAUUUGCUUUUUAAAACUGUUAUAUAUCUACAAAAAGUUUUAUUACUGGUUACGCAAAUUUUACUGGAGUUGUCAAAACACUACGUUACAGAACACAAGAAUGGGAUCGGCGGGAUCAAAAAAUUCUGAUUCUGGAAGUAAUAGCAACGUAAAGGUAUCAAAAAAAGAUUUGCAAUAUUUUAUUAGCGAAGUCCAUUGCCAUGAAAAAGGUAUCAAUACUAUGUGUAUGCCAUCAAAUGGUACUGUGCUAAUAACUGGUGGUGAAGAUUGCAAUGCCCAAAUCUAUGAUACAGAACAAGAGAAAGUUGUCUCAGUACUUGCUGGUCAUGAAUUUUACAUAAACCAUGUUGUUUGCUCAGAUACGUAUAUUUUUACAGCGUCUGCAGAUAAAUGUAUAAGAAAAUGGCGUAUAGAUAAUGGAACCUGUGCAAAAGUUAUGAAAGGACAUACAGCUGCUGUAAACCGUUUGCUUAUUAUAGAAACUCUUCUUUUUUCGUCAUCUUAUGAUCGUACUAUUUGCUGCUGGGAUAUAAUUAGUGGGGAGUGUAAAGCAUCGUACAGUGGUCAUAAACUAGGUGUUUAUCCACUUUUAUAUAUACCACUUCCAGAACAACCUUUUGAUCGGGAUUAUUCUGAUCUUGAAAAUAAUAACGACAUCUUAGUAUCAGGUAGUGUUGAUAAAACCGCAAAAUCCUGGUCACUUGGAUCACGAGAAACAAUAAUUACAUUUCGUGGUCACACUGGAGCGGUUUUGUGUUUAGCUGCAGAUAGUCAAGCAAAGUAUUUAUAUACGGGAAGUCAAGAUGCAACGAUACGCUCAUUUAACUUAUUUACCGGGGAACAACUUAAGGUUUUUGAAGGUCAUGCUGCAGGAGUACUUCAACUUCAGCUUGUUAACAGAUUGUUAUUUUCUGCAAGUUGUGAUCACACAGUUCGUUGUUGGGUUGCAGAGAUUGGGGACUGUACUAGAAUUUAUAAAGGGCAUACCCACACGAUUGGUUGCAUGGUUAUUGUUAAUGGCGUGCUUAUAACUGGAUCAGGAGAUUGUACUGCUAGAGCAUAUGAUGCAAAAUCAGGCGCAUGCAAACGUAUUUUUAAAGGUCAUCGAGGUGCAGUUAAUGCUGUUGUUAUGCGAGGAACAAAGUUAUAUACUGCUUCUUUUGAUGGCUCUAUAAGAAUUUGGGAUGCUAGUAAACUUAAAGAAGGUGAAGAUAUUGUUCCUGAACAACCAAAAGCGAGUGGGAGCACAGGCAGUAAUUUAAAAGACGUUGUAUAAAUUUAUAAUUACUAAAACAUUUCAAUACAAAAGAGGAAAAAAAAAGAAAAGGUUUGCUGGUUGUUAUUUUUGAGCCAAGCAAUUAUACUGGUAUAUGUUUAUAAUACUGUGUAUGUAUGCUGGUAAUGGUACAUUUGGAUAUUUUUUUACGGAUUUCAAGAUUUAAAAUACAGCGGAAUGUUUGACAGGUUUCUAUAUAAUACUAUAAAUAUUUUAUUUGCAAAAAAAAAAAAAAUUAUGACGAUAAACUGAGAUACAAGUGGAAAUAGUAUUUAGACAUGCAACGACUUUGAUUUAAUUUUAUAGAAUUAUGUUUAUAAGCGUUUAAAUUUAUUGUUAGAAAAGUUAGUAACUUAUUUAAGUUGUUUGUAAAGUUUUCUAAAGGAUUUUAGAGUUUAUCCAUUUUUAUA
Molecule: messenger RNA, 1838 nt
Organism: Hydra vulgaris (swiftwater hydra)
Lineage: Eukaryota; Metazoa; Cnidaria; Hydrozoa; Anthoathecata; Hydridae
Product: WD repeat-containing protein 86
Molecular function (GO): protein binding
Source: RefSeq, a predicted model, not a curated record